Branchiostoma belcheri (Belcher's lancelet) is the source of this 4348-nucleotide messenger RNA. RefSeq names its product F-box/LRR-repeat protein 2-like. The record is from RefSeq and is a predicted model, not a curated record. Gene Ontology annotation, molecular function: protein binding. The transcript has 3 exons. Gene Ontology annotation, biological process: SCF-dependent proteasomal ubiquitin-dependent protein catabolic process. Gene Ontology annotation, cellular component: SCF ubiquitin ligase complex. Lineage: Eukaryota; Metazoa; Chordata; Leptocardii; Amphioxiformes; Branchiostomatidae. The coding region runs from base 746 to 2134 and encodes 462 amino acids.
UUUGCGGGCUCUUGGCUGUUUUCCCAUUGAGAGAGAGGCGGUUACAAGCAGGUGUGUUGAAACAGGUUCACCUCUGCCCCUCCCGGGGACGAUUGUGUGUCGGAUCGACCGCUCUGGAGGGCCGCUCGGCGCUAAGUGGGGGUUAAUUAACUUUGUUUCUGACAGUGACGCAACGAUGGCAAGUUCAAAUAGCUGUAUGGUGUGGCAGCGGUGAUUGGUCGGUGGCGACGCGUCACGCAGGUUGCCCCACAUUGUGUGCUGACACAUGACUAUGCAUGUCGCGGCGCAGUGGCGGUAGUCUUUGACGUCCGCGGGACACACUCUCCGCAAUUUACCCAAGCACGUCGCACCGGUAGGCCCUCCCGCUGCCGUCAGCUCGGCAGGAGUCCCGCGCCGACAACCUGCCCGCGCCGGUAAGGACGUCUCGCCCGCCCCGCCGCCAACCACUUGUUACCGCCGUGCCACCAGGGGAAGACACGCAGAGAGGGGUCGAGUGAAUUCCCGCCUAAUUAUCGCCUGAUAUGGUUACAAACACCGCUUGAUCUCUGCCACUGAUAUACGCCCACAACAGUGCCCCGGCCGGUGGCGAUGUUACAGGUGGAACCGGCCGUGUUGUGAGGGAGAGAGACGGGAGGAAACGUGCCCGGGCCCGCAGACGACACCUUGCCGGGGCGCCGCCAUUACAAGCGGCACACAGUACAUACACAAGGUGAGAGGGACUUGAGUCUAGCGUGGCCCCCAAAGAAUGAGGACAAUGCGGACCGUGCCAGUGUACUGCACCAAGCUCAAGUGCUUCAACGUUCUUCCGGUCAUCACCAUGGCACCGGCAGAUGAGGAGAACCCGGUGGACCCUUUCUCCUGCCUCCCUGACGAGCUCAUCCUCCGGGUCUUCUCCUUCCUCCAGCCGGCGCUGGUCCAUCUGCCUCCCGUAGCGCAGGUGUGCAAGCGCUGGUGCGGACUUUGCCAGGACUCGAGCUUGUGGACGUCUUUAAAGUUUUCCUCCACGACGUUCAGCUCGACGCAGCAGGAAGACGUCUUCUGCAACAUCUUACAACGUCGGGGAAACGUGCAAAGAAUAGACCUGAGCGCCUGUUGGAACCUGGUGACGGACAGGUACCUGGAGCAUGUCGGGAAGAACUGCAGUAAGCUGACGCAGCUGAACAUUUCGGGCUGCCGGCGAAUCACCGACCGGGGAUUGGCUCACGUGGCCAACGGCUGCAAGAAGCUGCGCAACGUCGUCAUCCACGCGUGCCCGGAGAUCACGUGCCAAGGCGUCGUCUCAUUGGCUAAGCAGUGCGUGAACUUGGAGGAGCUGACGAUCAGUGACUGUGAGGGACUGUGGCGCGACCCCCACCGCAUGAGAACGAUCCCGGCCUACUGCACGAGACUUAAAUGCUUCAACGUGGGCUGGUCAAGCGCCUCCCGUGGCAUAGUCAUCGACUUGGACAUUAAACACUUUGCCAUGUACUGUACGCAGCUCAGACAUCUCAACGUCAGGAGCUCGCAAAUCACGGACAAUGGAAUCGCGUACAUUGCGCAGUACUGCCGACUGUUGGAGCACCUGGACCUGGGCCACUGUUUCAUCACCGAUACCGGCAUGAAGUGUCGCUUCCCCCGCCUGCGCCACUUGGACCUCAACGGCUGCUGGCACCUGACGGACAGCGGGCUGAAGUACCUGGCCGCCAACAACCCCAACCUGGAGUACCUCAACAUUGACUGGUGCUUCCGAAUCACGGACAAGGGGAUCGAGCAUCUUGCCAAGCGGUGCCCCAAGCUGCGUCACGUCAGCAUGGCCCACUGCUUCAGCGUCAGCAAUCGCGGGAUCAAGCAGCUAUCGCAGAACUGUCCGGGCAUCGCGGAGCUGAACGUCAGCGGGAACUUCCUCCUCACCGACAAGGCGCUGCGGUACCUGGCGGAGUCCAACACCGUGUCUCUCAGGACGUUGAACGUGGAGGGCUGCACGCGCCUGACCGACCAGGGGAUGGGGCUGCUCCUGCAGACCUGCGCGCAGUUGGAGAGGCUGAAUGUCCGGGACUGUAGGAACUUGUCCCCCGACGGAAUGUGGCUCCUGAACAACAACAUCCACGUGGAGGGACUGUGCCAGCGAGAGAUUCCCAGUUUUCUGUGUAGCUGAUACUCACUAGAUAGGGUGUAUAGGCGCCGGGAGUGCCUCGCUAACUUGCUUUUGUGGAUGACAUCUUCUGGGUACUUUGGUGUGAAAAGUAUGAAAAUUCUGGAAAAAAGGGGAAAAAACAUCGAAUGUCAUCCUUAAAAUCAAGUUUGUGAGGUAUUUAAUUUGUAGACUAUUGCACAUGCAUGUUGGUGGAAGACUGUUUUCUAUGAGGAGACUUCCAGGUACAUUUCAUUGUGGAUCAAUCUUUAUUUGAUAAUUCGUUUUGUAGCUCUACAUUUUUGUCUGGGGUAGGUUUACGCCUAAAUCUUUUGUAUUGACUAUCAUCUAAUAGAAACAAGACAAUUUGCAAUGGAUGUGACGCCAUGUCACAAGAGUAAAACAUAGGAAAAAUGAUCAUUUGUUUGAACGUUAGAGAAUGGGGAAUGUCCCAAAAAUGUGCAUACAUGUUAAUCACUGUCAAUGACUCUUCAAUGCAGACCUGUUUGUAAAAUUUCAAUAUGUGGAAGUAUCGUACUGUUUUAGUAUAUAUUGUUAAUAUACAUAGGCCAGAAUUGACAACCAGUCUCCUGUUGAAUGCAUUUGCUUUGGCAAUGCGUUGUCUUCUCUGAACUAUUUGGGAACCGUUAUAAUUAAGAAUUUUGAAGUGCAGUUCACACAUAAAAAUAUCUUGUUCUACACAUUAUACAAAAAAGACAGACACUCCCGUAAAGUAGCAUAGGUUUCUCAAUAGAAUUCACAUACUUUUAGCAUGCAAUUCCCUAUGUAUGAAUCGUCAUUGAUAAUGGCAAUGAUACAAUGGAGUAAUUAUAGUAUAUGAUAAGAAUGAUAGAUAUUGUUAAUAUUGUUUUUGCCAAUCUGGAACCCUGUAAGAUAUGUGUCCGUGAUGAUGAUUCAGAUUUGUAAGGAAAGACAGGGUAUUUUUUUUCAUAAUUGAGCGGUGAAGGACUGCUGUUAUUAAUAAGGCCGUACAAACUUGAUUCUAUGGAUACCAUACCAGGAGACCAUACGACAGUGCUGAAAUUGCUCUUUUUUGUAAUAGAUAUUUUACAGAUUCAGACUGCUUCAAAUUCUUGUUCAAAAAUUAUUAUCCGCUCUUUUCAUUGCAUAGGCAAAAUGUUCUAGUCAUUGUCAUCCAUCAAAUCAUGUUUUCAUGGUCUAUGAUCCAAUCUUCUGUCAAUAGUUUGUUUCUAGUGGCAUGUGUAAUGGUAACCUGGUGUCCAGUCUGUCGUGGUUGGGGUGGGUUUUCUUCGGGGCUGCAGGAGCUCUUCCCCGCCCGACUCAGCUAGGUUCCCCCGGUAGGUUUUUCACGACGGGGGAUUGACUAGCACCAUCACUAUGAUGCGAAUCAACUUCCGGGGUGCCAGACUCUUAUUAGCAAAGCUCCUAGCGGGUAAUCUGUUGUACUGGGCGGGGGAAAACUAUUAGAGCCCCGAAGAGAGCUUAACCCAACCACGAAUAGACUGGAUACCAGGUUAGUGUAAUGGAUGAAGCAUUGUGCUCGCACCGAAAGUCAAUGCAAUACACUUGCAACAUGGUGCGAUGUGGACAACUCUUGAUUGUAAGUUCCGUGUCUUGUUCUGUGGAUUACAAAAAUAAUAUAUUUCAUCCAUACCAUGGUAUGGAGUGAAAUAUAGAUAUUGUUCUCGCAAAAGCCCCCAGGCUUGAGAAGAACAAUGAUUGUAUUCUUGUCUUUAAAAAAACUCUGAACAUUAAAACAUUGGACAUGAAGCAAGGAUUUCAACAAACAGCUCAAGAUCAUAGUUACAGGUGGCGGUAUCCCGACAACUAUUAUAUGAUUUCAGAAUGUCAAUUUUUGAUAAUUGUUUGAUUUGAUUUUGAUGUUUUUAUCCGGCAGAACAAAACAGACAUAUUCCAGAAUAUCUAGAUACGAAGAUUGUUCAUACGUCUUUUGACAUUGAUAACAAGUCUUUUUGUUAACGUACUUAAGCUGAGAAAUGAAUACAUGUACAUAUAUGUACACAUCCUAAUCGAACAAAGAAUGGUGUUUUAUGUAAAUGUGCAAAUGGUGUACUUUCCUGUAUAUACUAGCUUAAGGUAGACAUCACAGCAUUCUUUAUACAUUUAACCGCUGCAUUGUUGCUUCUUUUACCCUUUGUUGUACUAUGCUUAAGUGUAUUUAUUUUCGAGAAAUUGUUAUUUAUUAAUUGUGGGUGGGGGAUACAUUGGUAAAUAAAGCAUUCCAUUUUCUAUCUA